Molecule: messenger RNA, 1047 nt
Organism: Striga hermonthica
Lineage: Eukaryota; Viridiplantae; Streptophyta; Magnoliopsida; Lamiales; Orobanchaceae
Source: the annotation of a GenBank genome assembly
AUGGCUACCUUUGGCGCUGCUUCUGCGAACGUCAACCCUAACCGUUCCACUGAGGUGGCGCAACCUCCCAGUGAUUCAGUAUCAAGUCUAUGUUUCAGUUCUAAAGCAAAUUUUCUGGUCGCUACUUCAUGGGAUAAUCAGGUAAGAUGUUGGGAGGUAAUGAAAUCAGGAAGCACAAUCAACACUGUUCCAAAGGCAUCAAUAUCUCACGACCAUCCGGUCUUGUGUUCGGCUUGGAAGGAUGAUGGCACAACAGUCUUUUCUGGAGGCUGUGACAAGCAAGUCAAGAUGUGGCCGCUGUUAUCUGGUGGUCAGCCGGUUACUGUUGCCAUGCAUGAUGCUCCUAUUAAACAGCUCGCUUGGAUUCCAGAAGUGAAUCUUCUAGCCACUGGCAGCUGGGAUAAAACAAUAAGGUAUUGGGACUUACGGCAGCAAAAUCCAGCUUUGAUGGUGCAGCUUCCUGAUCGCUGCUAUGCACUUACAGUGAAACAUCCUCUUAUGGUAGUUGGAACCGCUGAUAGAAAUCUUAUAAUCUACAACCUUCAGAACCCUCAGACAGAAUACAAGAGAAUUGUAUCACCCCUCAAGUAUCAGACCAGGUGUUUAGCUGCUUUCCCUAAUCAGCAAGGUUUCUUGGUUGGUUCAAUUGAAGGAAGAGUUGGUGUACAUCAUCUUGAUGAUAACCAAGCAAGUAACAACUUCACUUUUAAAUGCCACAGGGAUGGCAAUGACAUUUACUCAGUCAACUCACUAAAUUUUCACCCCAUAUACCAUACAUUUGCUACCUCCGGGUCUGAUGGAGCCUUCAACUUUUGGGACAAAGAUAGCAAGCAGAGGCUCAAGGCUAUGCUGAGGUGCAAUCAACCAAUACCUUGCAGUGCUUUCAACAAUGACGGCUCCAUCUUUGCAUAUUCGGUGUGUUAUGACUGGAGCAAAGGAGCUGAGAACCAUAAUCCAUCAACAGCAAAGACGUACAUAUACCUACAUCUUCCUCAGGACGCUGAAGUCAAAGCCAAACCACGUGCUGGAACUAGCGGCAGAAAGUGA